AUGACUAUUGCUGCAUAUGCGUAUGAAACAAAUGAAGCAAGAAGAGCACAUGAACUAGUAAACGAAAACUCAACUUUAACCAUUGAAGGCAAUGAUUUAGUCAUUGACGAUGGAAAAACUAAAAAAGUCAUUGAUUUCGAUACUUUUAACACGUAUGACCCAUUCAUUACAAUAAGUAAAGUUCCCAUCAUAAAUGAUGGAACGGUGCAAUAUAUAAAUUCUACAGUAGAUGCCUCAUUAGUGAAAGUAUUAAAUGUUCUCAUUGAAUUGUUAAAGAGCUUUCGAUUUGACGACAACAUUAAAUGCCUAAAGAAUUUAGUCAUGAAUGAGAAACAAAUUCUCGGCGUUGCUGGUAGCAGUAAUGAUGUACACCUUAUGACAUUAGAAUAUUAUAACGAAUAUAAAGAUGAACUGAAAGGAGAGAAGGGUGACACCGGACCUCAAGGACCACAAGGAAUACAAGGAAUACAAGGACCUCAAGGCGAAAACGGUUUGGAUGGUGAAGAUGGAAAGGAUGGAAAAACUGCUAAAUCAUGGAUAUGGAACCUUAUAAAUACUGGUUUAACAGCUGCUUCAUAUGGAGUUCUUCAAUACCAAAUCGGAAAGAUAUGGGCGGUACUUGGUGAAGAAGUUUUAAAUGACGUUAAAAAUGCUUUGAACUUCACUUCAAAUGGUUCGGAUACUAUUAAAACUUUAUCUGGUUGA
Molecule: messenger RNA, 705 nt
Organism: Trichomonas vaginalis G3
Lineage: Eukaryota; Parabasalia; Trichomonadida; Trichomonadidae
Product: organellar and viral DNA polymerase type B
Exons: 1
Coding region: 1-705 (234 amino acids)
Source: RefSeq, a predicted model, not a curated record